AUGGCUACAUCUUCGUUUUCAGAUGCUGGCUCUCAUGAGCUCCAGAAACCCUAUCACGAGACUACUGUCUCCGCUCUUCCCAAUCAGCAUGUUGGCGAAGAAGUGGACGAUGACUACCAUGACUUCAACAGAGGCUAUACCCGUAAUGACCAGGUUGAUAUGGGCCGUAUGGGAAAGGCCCAGGAGCUGAGGAGAAACUAUCGUCCACUGUCUGCAAUAGCCUUCACAGUGAUUCUUCAAGGAACUGCUACUACCCAAGGUCUCACUGAUAGUGGGGUCGCCGGUUUAAUUUGGUCCUUCAUCUGGACCUUUGUUGGUUUCAGUUUCGUUAUGGCUUCAUUGGCCGAGAUGGCUUCAAUGGCUCCAACCUCCGGUGGCCAGUAUCACUGGGUGUCUGAAUUCGCGCCUCCUCGAUACCAGAAGAUCAUGAGCUAUUUCAUUGGAUGGAUGUCAACUCUAUCAUGGCAGGCAGGAACUGCCUCUGGCCCAUUCCUAGUUGGAAAUCUGAUUCAGUCUUGUGCCAUUGUCAUGUAUCUGAGUUACUCACCCACAAAUUAUCAAGGCACUUUGAUGGUCAUUGCUGUCACUGUAAUUGUGUGGGCACUGAACGUUUAUGGCACCAAAACUAUGCCUCUUGUUCAAAAUAUUAUGCUAGUAGUCUAUGUCUGUGGAUUUUUGGCCAUCAUUAUCGUAUUAUGGGUACUUGCACCGCGCAACAGCGCCAAAACAACUUUUACUCAGUUCACCAAUGAGGGCGGCUGGUCAACCAUGGGUUUGAGCCUGAUGGUUGGACAGAUCAGUGCCAUUUACGCCUGCAUUUGCUCUAACGCUGCAGCUUAUAUGUCCGAAGAGAUAAAAUACGCCGGGAUGACCGUCCCCAGGGCUAUAGUAUCAGCUUAUCUCCUCAACGGAGCUCUCGGUCUGGUCUUCCUCAUCUCCAACCCGACCUACUACCCCCAUAUCUGGGUCUUCCGCCAAGCCGUCUCUUCCGGCAGCGUUGCAGCCCUCAACGUAAUUCUAACUGUACUCAUUUUCGCCGGCACCGUCUCCUUCAACCUGUCCACAUCCCGCCAAACCUGGGCCUUCGCGCGCGACCACGGCCUCCCCUUCAGCGCCUGGAUCGGCCACGUCUCGCCCAUACUCCAAGUUCCCGCCAACGCCGUGACGGUCACAUCCGCCAUCACAAUCGCCCUCUCGCUCAUCAACAUCAGCUCCGACGUCGCCUUCAACGCCAUCAUCUCCCUCAACGUCGUCUCGCUCAUGAUCACGCACAUCUUCAGCAUCGGCUGCGUGCUGUACCGCCGCAGCCGACAUCCCGAGCUGCUGCCCAAGUGCCAGUGGAGCUUGGGGCGUUUGCAUGCGUUCUUUUGGUGCUUUUGGCCAAAUGCGACGCCGGUCACGGCGGUGGACUUUAAUUGGGCGGUUGUGAUGUUUGUGGGGUUGGCGGGGAUUGCGGCGGUGGAUUAUGUGAUUAGGGCGAGGCAUGUGUAUAAAGGGCCUGUGGUGUUGGUUGAGGGGUGGAAGGGGGAGUAG
Messenger RNA from Mytilinidion resinicola, 1533 nucleotides. RefSeq names its product GABA permease-like protein. Bases 1 to 1533 code for a protein of 510 amino acids. Gene Ontology annotation, molecular function: transmembrane transporter activity. Lineage: Eukaryota; Fungi; Ascomycota; Dothideomycetes; Mytilinidiales; Mytilinidiaceae. The transcript has 12 exons. Gene Ontology annotation, cellular component: membrane. Gene Ontology annotation, biological process: transmembrane transport. The record is from RefSeq and is a predicted model, not a curated record.